Aspergillus japonicus CBS 114.51 is the source of this 450-nucleotide messenger RNA. RefSeq lists its product as uncharacterized. Bases 93 to 416 code for a protein of 107 amino acids. Lineage: Eukaryota; Fungi; Ascomycota; Eurotiomycetes; Eurotiales; Aspergillaceae. The transcript has 2 exons. The record is from RefSeq and is a predicted model, not a curated record.
GAAAUCUUAAUCUCGAACCUUACAACACCUAGUUACAUCAAACCGAAGUCUCUUUGCACUAAGCUACACAUUACACUAUACCGACCACCACAAUGUCGAGUUUCCUGCACAAAGCUGAAGACGCCCUGCACCUGCACCACAAGAAACACCCCUCCCAGGACAACCACCACGCCCAAGUACCCGAGCAGCCACAGCAGCAACACCCCCACGACCACCAACAAGAACCCCACGACCCGAGGGCCCCUGCACCGCCAGCCGUAGCCCACGAAGGCACCCACCACGACCACCACGGCAAACGCGACUCCCACCACCCCAGCCCCGCCGAGAUCGCCCGCGCGGACUUCAUGGCCGACCGGCAGUACGACCGGAUCCUGAAGUCGCCCGACCACGGCGCGGGGAUCGGGUUUGAGAUGUGAGGAACCGGGGAGAGAAGAGAUAGAGAGGGUGUCA